UUAACUGAGUCAUAUUAUUCAUAAUAUAAGCACCUGAAAAUUAAUAGAUGUCUAAGAAUAUUGUUUUUGAGGGAUGGCUAACGAAAUCACCCCCAUCGAAACGAAUUUGGAGAACGAAAUGGCGCAGAAGGUGGUUUGCUUUGCGACAAUCGGGCGAGCUUCCAGGGCAAUAUUUCUUAGAUUACUAUGCCGAUCGCAAUUGCAGACGGCUGAAGGGUACGAUCAACUUAGAUUUCUGUGAACAGGUGGAUGCGGGAUUGCAUAUGGAACGGGGCACUCAUGGCUCAUUAGACCCAAAGUUAAGAGGUUCAGUGUUUACUAUCCAAACUCAGACUAGGACUUAUCAUCUUGAAGCCGAUUGUGAAGCAGACAUGGAGCGCUGGGUUGAUGCGAUAUGCCGCGUUUGUGGCUUGCGAGCAACUGAUGAUGCACAUAAUACUGCAGCUAUAUAUCAAAACCACUCCGUAACAAUUGAUAACCAAGAAAAUAUUGCACUGAGAGUAGUAAAUGAAAACAGGCGAAGGCAAGCAGGCAUAAGGUCUGCAAAUAAUACUGUCAACACAAUCUCAGGCAGGAGAGGUCUGCAGCAACCUCUAAUGGCUAAUGCUUCAACAAUGACAAGUGAACAAUACGGCGGUGCAGAAAGCACUGGAUCGUAUAUACCAAUAUCAGAAUGCAUAACAGGAGUCCGUGCUCAGGAAAAUAUACAUAUCGCGUUCAAUUUCGAUCCUAAAAAUAUACUGAUAAGUACUAAAAAACCAUUCGAAAAGUCCGAUAGCAACGACAAACGCAUUUAUUUGAGUCAACCCCAGAUAAUAAUUAACAGCGUUGAGGUUUCGGAAAACGAAUCCAAUCUCAGUGACGAUGAGUGCAGGUCACUUAAUACUAGUCAGUCUAACAUCGGGGGUUGUGAUGUUUCAAAAACAUUUACUAAAUUAUCCGUGGCCCCGCAAGGAAUAAAAGCUGUAAACGAAGAGGGACCCCCUGUGCCUCCGCGGCCACCGAAAACAUUUACAAUGAACAAAGAUUUGUCACAGAAGGGGCGGGUACAAGCCCAUAAAUAUGUACCAGUUGAAGUCCAUGAUAAUAAUCCGAACUACCUGCGUGUACCGCGCCGGUCUUCGCGUGGUAAUACGCCACCUUCGCCUGGCUGCUCUGCUGCUAGCACUAGCGUCCCGCGAACCGACGACGAAGAAGAACCUUCUGCAGGACAUUCCAUGCAGUAUUGCAAUUUAGUGACGGAGGUACCACCGGUCGUCGAUCGCGCGCUCAAACCGCGGCUUUCCAGCCACACCAACGCUUCUGUUAGCACCAUCGCUGUCCCGACCGUCAAGAUAGAUGAGCCUAAACCAGAUCGUCUACAGUACCUAGACUUGGACCUACCUACCAAACCAUCAACUUCGAACUCGCCAGAUGCACCCAUAAUUGUGCACGGAAAGUCACGUUCAUCAGAUGCUGAUUCCGCGUACAAAACCGUUGAUUUCCUAAAGACCGAGGCUUUCAACAUUACCCGGCAGGAUGCUGAAGCUUCGAGGAACAUGCAACAAUGACUAGAUCCGAAAUAUUGGAAAGUGUAUAAAAAGGUCAUCAACCCUAACGACGUAUUCAUACGUUAAAGACAUAUACGCUCUCUAAUACAAUGAUACAAGCGAAAAUCUUGUCAGUUUGAACUAUAACAUUUGAUAAAGGUAGUGUGUCUCAAAAUACUGGUGUAUGCUGCGACCUAAGUGAUUAUAUCCUAUUAAUGCGUACAAGAAGAACUAUAUGGACAAAUCGUUAACAAUAAUAAAUCUACAUAUGAAUAAAUUAUUAUACCUUUAAAGUAUUUUAGGGAAAAAAUAUUUAUGGAAAUAUUUAUAAUAUAUCUUGCUUCUACUGUAGUAUUUUCAGACUGUCAUUGCGAGCAUUCGCGAAGUGCAUAUGUAAUUGUAUAAAUAUAUAUUUCUGUGGAUUGAACACGAAGGUAAUUGGAACACGAAGGAGUGGGUGAAGCAAACUUUAAAACAAAUAGUGUGAAAAAAAAAAAAGGACAAUGUUGUUGCUGGUAGUUAUUAUCAGUGUCAUAGUGUAUUGUUAUAUGCAAAAUAAGCGCAGGCGAAAUAAAAGAAUGAGGUAUUUAUGGCACCGUUAAGAUAUCCGCUGGUCUGUGUAGCGGUAGUCCGUACGGGCAUUAUUGAUUAACGUGCCAUAAUGUCGGAAUAGUCAUGCUGUGAUUUUUCCCGCUCUGGCACCUGAAAGCAGCUUUCAGUUGAAGUGUUCAAAAACACUCCCGACAUUAUGCAACGUUGUUUAAUAAUGCCCCUAAUGACAAACAGAUAAACGUCGCUAAGCGUGGACAUUUUUCUCCAUCAAGUGAUAUUCAGUAAUUAAAACAAUGAAAGUAUACAAAUAUUAUUAUUAUUUACUGAGAACGUAUAAUUCAAAAAGAAAUUGUUUAUUUAUUUAUUUUUCAGAAAGAUUUGUCUUAUAAUUUAUCUCCGGAAAACUGAAGGUGGCAAAAACAUGCACCAUGUUUUUGUUUAUUUCAACGUGCCCUUUAAAAAAAGCGUUACUGAGCAAUAUAAAUUAAUGAAAUAAUUCUCAAUUCAUACUCAGUGCAUGUUCACAUUGACGUCUAUUUCUUGAUUUUCAAAGGUUGAAAUAUGACAGUUUUCUUAUUACGAGCAAGCCUUUAUUAGUCAUCGAAUAAAAGGCACGUGGCUAAAUGGCACGUGAUCGGCGAAACUGCUGAAUAUUUGAAACCCCCUUACUGUCAUCAUAGCCUUAAUAAUGUUCCUACUUAUAAAUGCAAUUACUCGUGCACCUACGUCUUCUAUAAUAUCAAUCGAUCUGACGUUUCAAUAAUAAAAAACCACGGCCGCGAUUAUCACAAAUGCAUAACGCCCUUGGUGAACACGUUACCAUAACAACGACUACAAAACAAUAUAAGUACGUAACGUAUAACGAAAUUACAAAUUACUAUUGAAGGGUGCAUAAGUGCAUUUCAUAAG
Messenger RNA from Pararge aegeria (speckled wood butterfly), 2990 nucleotides. RefSeq lists its product as uncharacterized. Bases 48 to 1550 code for a protein of 500 amino acids. The record is from RefSeq and is a predicted model, not a curated record. NCBI's taxonomy places the organism in Eukaryota, Metazoa, Arthropoda, Insecta, Lepidoptera, Nymphalidae. The transcript has 11 exons.